Molecule: messenger RNA, 4540 nt
Organism: Hevea brasiliensis (rubber tree)
Lineage: Eukaryota; Viridiplantae; Streptophyta; Magnoliopsida; Malpighiales; Euphorbiaceae
Exons: 8
Coding region: 272-4306 (1344 amino acids)
Source: RefSeq, a predicted model, not a curated record
CAAUUUGUUUUCAAGUUCAAACAGAAGAGCCACAUACCCUGCAUACCUUUCUCUUCCAUUAGGAUUUUUUUUCCUUCUAUUAAAAAGCUCUUCUCCCCUUCAUUUGCUAAGCUCAUCAUAAUUCUCUACUUCCCAAUCCUCCAAAAAACCUCCCAAAAUUCACCGCAUUGGCUGAUCCCUCUUUCGAUCUGGUGCUUCCAGUACUCGCAUUCGCGGCCUUCUGAUCUCCAGACAUCAGCUGAGAGAGUUAAGAGUUUAAUAUAACGGUGCAAUGACGGCGCGUGUGAUCGUGAAUGUUCCAAUCAGUGAAAUGGAGGACAAAGGUGGGUUGGAUAUGAGUAGCUAUGACGACUUGCCGACACCUGCUGCUGCUGCUGCAGAUUGCAAUGGUGUUAAGGAUGCCAAUGAGAACGUCAAGGGGAAUGGGGAGGAUCAUCCCGAUGCUUCCUGCGUUUUCGUAGCUGGAAACGACAGCGUUCCUGACGAAGCCGCUGACUCCGCCGAUCUCAAUGGCAAGUCUGAACUGGUUUACAAUAUCGGUUCUCGUGAUAACGACGUUGAGGAUGAGGUCACGGAAUCUGAUGUUGAUCAUGCAACUGGGGAUGCCAAAGGUUCUGCAAUAGAGGCGGAUGCUGGCUCUAUUAUUAAUAAUGAGGUCACCUCUAAUGAUGGGAAAGGAGAGGAUGGUGCUGUUGAAGUUCCAAAAGGGACGACGCGUAUUGUUGGACCUGAGGCCCUGGUUGAUCAAAGGGAAUUUGAAGAGGAGCAUCUUAGACUGGAUUCACCUGGAGGUGUGAAAGGGACCCAGGAUAUUUCAGAGGCUGUUGAAUUUGAACCUGAAUUGUUGCAGUUUAAAGUUGGUGAUGCAAGGGCUGGGGAAGAAAACAGUACGGAGUCAAUUGUAGCUCAGGAAUCUCAAGUCACAAGUAGUACAGAUGUUGCAGAAUUAAAGCCAAAUUAUUCUGUUAAUGUCGAUGUCACAAUCGGUGCAGAUACUGCUGAAUCAGAGCCCAACCAAUCUGGUGUGCUUGAGCUCACAAGCAGUGCUGAAUUAGAGCUCAAUCAUUCUGGUAAUAUUGAGGUCACAAGAAAUGUGGAUGUUACUGAAUUAGAGCCAAAUCAAUCCAGUAAUGAUGAGGUUACAAGCAGCGCAGAUGUUGCUGAAUCAGAACCAAAUCAGUCUAGCAUUGAUGAGGUUACAAGCAGCGCAGAUGUUGCUGAAUCAGAACCAAAUCAGUCUAGCAAUGAUGAAGUUGUUGAAAGCGUAAGAGAUUUGAAUUUGGUUACAGUUAUAAAGGAAAACCAAGAUUCUUCAAUCGCAAUUACUGAAGGCUUUCAAAAUGAUGGUGAUUUGGACAUGGAUCAGGGGAAGGAACCUAUCGGAUUUUCCAACAACCUUCCAGUGGAAGUUCCCCAAAAGGCAUCUGAGGUAGAGUCGGAGCAGAAUAUGGAAACAAGUCCUUGCCGUCAAAACAGAUCUGAGCAAAACAGCUCUUCUAAGGAGGUUGAGACCUUGAUUCCUUCUAAUGCCGAAAUUGGUAGGAAUGAAACACCAACUUCUCUUGAUGCUGAAACUGGCAAGAGCUAUCCAGCUACAAGUAAUAAUGAGAUAAUUGGAUAUCCAGCAAAUAACUUUACUGAGCCCGUUGUACAUUUAGAAUCAGAAGCUGUUAAUGGGCAUAUUACAUAUGAUAAAGGAGAAUCUUUGCCUGCUGAUCACGCUGAAGAAAGUGUUUCACAUACCAUUGCUAAGGACUUUGCUUAUGCCAGUCAAACCACACCUGAAGAAAAUAAGCCUUCUGAAGUUGUCAAAACUGUUGUUCAUGACAAUGUGGCAGUUGAAAGUUAUGAAAGCAUUCCUCUUGCUCCUGCCAGUGAAACAGUGUGGGAACCAGUUGUUAAAAUUGUGGAUUAUUGUCCUGUUGCUGUGGAUGAUACGGAAGUUAAUGAUGAUAUGAGAACAGAGACUUUGGUGGAAAAGAUGGAUGUUAAUAGCAUUGAAAGUGUUGGUUCUCAUUCUAUUGGUGACAGAGGAAUAGUGAUUGAGCCGGAUAGCAGCCCUCUUGCAACUUGUGCAAAGCCAAGUUGCCUGGUUAAUGAUGAAGAACCAGAAAUUGAGACUGGUUCCACAGCUAUUGAAUCUGGAGAAAAAGCAUCUGUUUUCUCAAGUAAUGAGUUGGACAAAGAACCUGAAGUUUCAGAGGGGGCUUCUCAAUGUGUUGGCAGCUACUCUGUUUCGGACGACUAUCCAGAUAGAGAGGCCAGUAUCCAUGAUUCAGUUGAGAAUUCAGUUGGUGUGAAAGCUGGGUCAAAAGUUGAAAAUACACCAACAGGUUCCAGAGAAUUUGCCACUAACAAUGAUGGCCGUGUAUCUGAAUGUGAGGGUCUGAAUGGCUCUGUUAUUACUAGUGAAAGAACCAUAAAUUGCAUUCAGGAUGCUGAAAAAAGUGGAGACCAAUUGGUUACCAUUGAUGGUGAUGAAAAAACAUCUCAAGAAAUGGAGGUCACUGGUGGGUUCAACAGGGAAGAAGCCUCAACAUCUUCCCCAGAAAGCUCCUCAGUUGAUGCUUCCAAGGGACAAAAUGCAGCGGUGGAGGUGGGGAAAAAGCCAUUCUACUACAUGAUCAGAAUUCCGAGAUAUGAUGAUUAUGAAAAUCUAAAAGAACAGAUCAAACAUGCUCAGUUUCAAGUUGAUGAGAAGACUAAAAGUCGGGAUGUUAUUCGAGCUGAAAUGCGAAGGAAAAGGGCCAAUUGUAAUGAGUAUGGUGCUCGUGUUGAUGCUGCCAUAUCAGAAGAGGUACCAGCUCGCGACUUGCUUAAGGCCAAACGCAAGGAAAUAGACGCUGUUCUAUCUCUGAUUAACAGAGUGAAGAGUGCCUUUUCUGUUGAGGAUAUUGAUGGCAAGAUACGUAAUAUGGAACGUAUGAUACAGCAUGAAACCCUGCCCUUAAAGGAAGAAAAGAAUUAUAUCCGUGAAAUCAAGCAGUUGAAGCAAAUUCGUGAACAGCUUUCUUCUAGUUUAGGUAACCAGGAGGAUGUUCUGGAGGCUAUAGAUCAGAAAGACCAAGUUGAAGAACGCUUGAAGCUUUUGAGGAAAGAAGCAGACCAAUUGAGAGAAAAUGUUCUCAAAGCUGAAGCAGCUACCAGAAAUGCCAAGAAGACAUGUCAAGAAGAAAAUGCUGCUCUUAAUGAAUUGACAACUCGGUUUAGAGCUGCGGAUGACACACGGCAGGAAGCAUAUGCACAUCUACAGAGUUUGAGGAAGAGAUUAUAUGACAAGAACAAAUACUUUUGGAAGUACAGGGAUGAUUCAAAGGUAGCUUAUGAUUUAGCGUCCAAGGGAGAUAAAGAGGAACUUCAAAAUCAUUGUGUUAACCAGGUGGAGAUGGUUAUGGAUUUAUGGAACAAUAUUGAUGAAUUCCGGAGAGAGUACACUAGAUGCAACAUGAAGAGUACACUGAAGAGACUGCAGACAUUAGAUGGUCGUUCACUUGGCCCUGAUGAGGAGCCACCUGUAAUUCCCAAUGCUGCUAGUGAAAGAAUAGCCAAGGACAACAUCGUACCUUCCAUUUCCACUCUUGAAGGAGAAAAAACAAUUGUGCCUGUGGUGACAGAAAAGACAGAUGAUAAAUCCACAGCCAAGGUUGGGGACCAAAAUAAUCCAACAGCUAAAUCUAGAAAGGCUACAAAACAUGUUCCUUCGGGAAAUGGCUUGGCAACUGUGUCUGGCAGGAAUGAGAUUGACGAGACGGAGCAAAAGGAGGAUAAGCAAACAAAGGAGGAAGAAGAGUUGGCCAGGAAGGCUGAGGAAUUGAGAAAAGAAGAGGAAGCAGCCAUGUUGAAGGAACAGCGGCGAUUGGAGGAAAAGGCCAAAGCGAAAGAGGCAAUGGAGAGGAAGAAACGAAAUGCUGAUAAGGCCCAAGCCAGAGCUGCACUAAGAGCACUAAAAGAAGCUGAGCAGAAAGAGAAGGAAAGGGAGAAAAGGGCAAUAAAGAAGGAGAAAAGGAAGGCAUUAGCAGAAGAAGUGAAUGCUGUCAAUGAGGGAGACUUUUCUCAAGGUUUUGAACCUCCAAUUGAAACCAAGGAGUCUGAAACAAGUGAGAAGCCCAAGACAGUGACAAAGAGGUCUCAAAAGCCAUUGCCUUUCACAAAGCAGACCAAGUCAAAAUCCAUGCCUCCGCCACUUCGUAACCGUGGUAAGAGAAGGAUGGAAACAUGGAUGUGGGUACUCCUUACUGCUCUCCUUGUUUUAGGCAUAUUUUUGCCGGGGAAUGGCAACUUCCUUCUAGAACGGCUUGGUUUCUAAAUAUUUGCUAGAUAGUCUGAAGAGAGUAUGGCGGGAUAUUUCCCAUAGAUAUUUAGGCAAUUGUUUUCACUUCAAAUUGUGUGUUUUGUGUCUGUGAGCGUGUCAAUAAUUUGUCCUCGCCAGCAUUUGGCUAGCAAAGUGCCUGAGGUAUAUAGAUAGUACUCUGAGAACUUGUAUUUGCAUAAUAAAGUUCAUCUGUUAAUAUAAAACAGUAACAAGAUUUCAAUGCGUUAA